Molecule: messenger RNA, 979 nt
Organism: Raphanus sativus (radish)
Lineage: Eukaryota; Viridiplantae; Streptophyta; Magnoliopsida; Brassicales; Brassicaceae
Product: ethylene-responsive transcription factor ERF107
Exons: 1
Coding region: 123-740 (205 amino acids)
Biological process (GO): ethylene-activated signaling pathway; regulation of DNA-templated transcription
Molecular function (GO): DNA binding; DNA-binding transcription factor activity
Source: RefSeq, a predicted model, not a curated record
ACACAUGUUUAUGAUUUUUUUUCUGUCUUUAUAAACACACAAGAUAGAUCAAAACUUUCCUUCAAAACAUCACUUGCAAGACUUUUCUUCUUCUGUCUUGUCUGCAUAUAAGAAAAUAAAAUAUGGCAACCAUUGAGGAAAGCUCUGAUUUGGAUGAUAUACAUAAGCAUCUAUUUGAGGACCUGAUGAUGCCUGAUGGUUUCAUGGAAGAUUUUGUCUUUGAUGAUGCUGAUUUUUUCUCAGGACUCUGGUCUCUAGAACCCUUGAACCAAGUUCCUAAACAGGAACCUGGUUCACCGGUUCUUGAUCCAGAUUCCUAUGUCCAAGAGUUUCUGCAAAUGGAAGCAGAAUCAUCAUCAACAACAACAACAACAACAACAACUACAACCACAGCAUCAACUGAGGUUGAAACUGUCUCAAACCGGAAAAGAUCAAAGAGAGCUGAAGAGACAAGGCAUUACAGAGGCGUGAGAAGGAGGCCGUGGGGAAAAUUCGCAGCAGAGAUUCGAGAUCCGGCUAAGAAAGGAUCAAGGAUUUGGCUAGGCACUUUUGAGAGUGACAUUGAUGCUGCGAGAGCUUAUGACUAUGAAGCUUUUAAGCUCAGGGGAAGAAAAGCUGUGCUCAACUUUCCUUUGGAUGCAGGAAAGUAUGAUGCUCCGGUCAAUUCUUGCCGGAAGAGGAGAAGAACCGAUGUACCGGAGCCUCAAGGAACAACUUCCAGUAAUUCAUCAUCGAACUAAUGGGAUUGGUGAUGCUUAAGUUUUAAUUAGUAUAGGUAAAUAUCUAAGUAUGUGAAGUAUCAUGUAUAGAGAGCGAAGAAAAAUGUUGGAUUAGUGUAGUUAAUGUGUAAUAAAGAGUUCCUGUGACAAUGGAACUACUGUGUUCUUUCAUGGCUCAAAGAGGCUCAGGAUGAGUCUAAAGUAUUUAAUUGGUAGAGAUGUCCAGAGAGUAUGAAUCAAAGAAUUGAGUAGAUGUGCAA